UCUCCAGUCUCCACUUCUCUUUACCUCAACCAAUCGGCAAUGCAGUUCAGAACCAUGGCUUUGGUGAAGAGAAGUGUGGUUUUGGUAUUGAUGAUGCCAUUGUUUCAGGUGAUGAAUGCAGCUAUCUACAAGGUUGGGGACUCAGCUGGUUGGACCACUAUUGGUAAUAUUGACUACAAACAAUGGUCUGCUACUAAGACCUUUCAAGUUGGUGACAUUAUUGUUUUUGAGUACAAUUCUCAAUUUCACAACGUGAUGCGAGUAACACACGCCAUGUACAGGGCAUGCAAUGCGUCAGCCCCUUUUGCAACUUAUACCACAGGCAACGAUUCAAUCACCAUAAAAACUCGUGGCCACCAUUUCUUUUUCUGCGGUGUCCCUGGCCAUUGCCAAGCUGGUCAGAAGGUUGACAUUAACGUCCCUCACCAUCAAGAAGUCAUAGCUCCAACUCCUGCUUCUUCUUCUUCAUCAUCUUCUACGUUCUCUCCCGCAGUUCCUGCUGCCAGAAUUCCAGGCCCCUCUACCAGCAAUGCCAUUUCAUUCAUGCCUUCGGAUAAUCUUGCUUUCGGUGUUGCUGUUCUGGCAACUCUUGGGUUCAGUUUUGCUUGAUGGAAAAAGUAGUCGCUCAAUAAUUGUAUUCAAAUCUUGUUUAUAUGUAUUGAUCAGACCUGAUAAUGUAUAUUUUUAUAUAUUCUCAGGUUGACUUGGUUA
This is a messenger RNA of Manihot esculenta (cassava), 711 nucleotides long. Its product is annotated as mavicyanin. The coding region runs from base 40 to 609 and encodes 189 amino acids. Gene Ontology annotation, molecular function: electron transfer activity. The transcript has 2 exons. The record is from RefSeq and is a predicted model, not a curated record. Gene Ontology annotation, cellular component: plasma membrane. Lineage: Eukaryota; Viridiplantae; Streptophyta; Magnoliopsida; Malpighiales; Euphorbiaceae.